AUUAUGUUUACUCAGCUUUAAUGCUCUGUUCAGAUGUGAUCUAAGUAUACGUGCCGAUCCGUGAAAGUAAUUACGCGAUCAUAUCGAAGUGUCAGCAGUUAUGAAGCUCACUACAGGGUUGCGAUAAAAGUACAGAGGGCAAGCGUUGACAUGGUGCAGCGGAAAAUGAGAUAGGCCAGAUAGCAGGCGUGUUCUUAUCGGCGUAACGAAACACAGCGUGCUCGUUGCGUGUGCAGUGUGUACAUCAUGCAGGGACAUGGUCGUGCGCAUGCGUAGAGCGGAAGCCGCGUGAAUUAAUGAGCGCUUCAUGCGCGACAUUGCGCUGUGACCUUGUCGGAUGGGACUCUCGGUCUGUAAAAACAAUGGCCAAUUGUAAAAAGAUAGAAAAAAGAAGGGAGAAAGAGUUGAGCGAUAACCAUACACACAUGAAGAAACCAUUCGCGCAAAUUACGCCCUUUAUUGGUGGAGUCACUGCGACAAAAACAAGAAAAAGUGCGUUGACGACCUGAGGCCAACGGCAUGUACAAUUCAAACGCAGCUCAUGCGGGCGAUCCCAUGGAGGUUACAACUACGACGAGAUCACCUGCAAUUUCUAACCUCGGAAUCGCCGAAGUCGAAGACGGCGACAACGGCAUGGACUUGGAGAUCCGCAUUAUCUACGGCAUCGUGGGAAUCGCACUGGUUGCCUCGUCGAUUCUGUUUGUGAUGUACAUCGUUACCCGGCUUCUCAAAAAGAGGGCACCAAGGCGCUCCAGUAGAAGCGAUACGGCGAGCAUAGACUCGUGGGUCAUUGUCUGCGGUGACGUUCCGGAGGUGCAUUUGCAAGAAAAGGCGGGAACAAGCUUUUCGCGGUAUGACGUCCUCGUUUCAACACCGCCUUCGCAGACGACCGGCGAGGGCACGGCUGAACCAUCGGUCGCCGAGCCCGGCUUGUCAAGCUUUGAAAGACGGACGCUAUCGCUUACUAUAACCCCCACGUUCACCUUGAUGCCAGACGAUACCGUUAGAAGGACCCCAACGAAUGCUGCUGUGGACGAAGUCGGCGGGGUUGUGUGAAUCUUUACAGGGGCUUCUUUGGAUGCGCUUGCUUGCCCUUGUGGCCAGACGUGUCGACACGGACUUUGACUCUCAGUGUUGUGCACUUGCCGCAGUGUCCCAUUGCCCACUGCUUCGUCUGAGCAGUGCCUCCUAGACUAGAUGCCUGUGACGUGAGCCGAGUAGCUGGUUCCCAGCCCUCCCCCGUUCUCUCCUCCACCGCCCCUUCGAGCAGUGGCGGCUGCGAGCGCUCCUUGCGGUGGCCGCUCCAAACCUCUCUGCCUCCGAGAUCGAAACAAGGUCCUCUGUAGUCCCUGAGGCAGCGUCGGCCGUAGACGCCGUGCCGAUAACUGUGAUGGCGUCACUUCCGACGGUACCGGAAAUAGUGUCCGCUGUGAGCGCUCCUUGCGGAGACUACACUGAACUACGAGGAACCUCCCGCCCCUAUGGGAAAGCGAGUGACGUCGCAGGUACCUGUUUAGAGGAGGCGUUGGUCUAAGCAAGCGCUUGCAGUUAAUUUUAAAUUCCGAUCACCAGGGGAACCUGCCUGUCAUUUAUUUAUGUAUUUAUUUAUUUAACAUAUACUGCGGACACGAAGUCUAAGCAGGGAGGGCAAUAAAAAUGGUACAACAGUGAACAUGUUUGGAAAAAAAGUUGAAAAGAACAAAGGAAACAAAAACAACAUUACAGAAAUAGAGCCCAUAUGUUUGGCAAAACGCUAUAAAACAAAUCAAUGAUGACGAGGAUUAUGAUGUCGAUUCGGUUAUACACUUCCAUUCUGUUAUAGUACCAGGGAAAAAAGAAUUCUUAAAUAUGUUCGUUCUCGCGAAGUAAGGUGUUAAUGAAUCUUGUCUAUGGUCACUUGUGGGUCUGGUUUAUAGGGGCGAUAGAUAUAGAGAUGAGUCUAGUGGUGAAUU
Molecule: messenger RNA, 1952 nt
Organism: Rhipicephalus sanguineus (brown dog tick)
Lineage: Eukaryota; Metazoa; Arthropoda; Arachnida; Ixodida; Ixodidae
Exons: 3
Coding region: 520-1056 (178 amino acids)
Source: RefSeq, a predicted model, not a curated record